Messenger RNA from Sesamum indicum (sesame), 1948 nucleotides. Its product is annotated as Phosphoenolpyruvate carboxylase family protein. Gene Ontology annotation, molecular function: catalytic activity. Lineage: Eukaryota; Viridiplantae; Streptophyta; Magnoliopsida; Lamiales; Pedaliaceae. The record is from RefSeq and is a predicted model, not a curated record.
UAGCAAACAUUGAACAAAAGACAACCCGGCCGGAAGAAGUGGAAGCAAAUGCCCAUUUGCUAUAACAACGUGAAACUUUGAAAACCAAACGCCCGUGCCACCAAACAUGACUGUGUCUUUGCCCUCUUACUGCCAUUCGCGUAAUGCGUAUGCAAAUCUGCUGCAGCUCCCAAAUGCAAGUUCGUCUGAUCUCAAAGCUACGUAUACUCAACCUUACAGUGGUAAAACAAAGUCAAAUCAUCACUCAACCAUCCGAUUCUCCACCAAUUACAGAGGGAGAAUAUGCGCUCUUGCGUCUGACGCCGGAGAUGAUGCCGUCAGUUCGCCAGCGAAGUCCCUCCGACGACUUCUGGCCUCUCCGGGAAUUCACCUGGGACCAGCUUGUUUCGACGCCCUAAGCGCGAAGCUUGUGGAGAGAGCUGGUUUUGAUUUCUGCUUCACUACUGGAUUUGGAAUAUCGGCUGCCCGGUUGGGAUUGCCAGACACUGGGCUUAUCUCUUAUGGAGAGAUGGUGAAUCAAGGACAACAAAUAACUGGUGCUGUAUCCAUUCCUAUCAUUGGUGAUGGAGACAAUGGAUAUGGUAAUCCUAUGAAUGUGAAGAGAACUGUCAAAGGAUAUAUCAGGGCUGGCUUUGCUGGAAUAAUUCUUGAAGAUCAGGUUUCUCCCAAAGCUUGUGGGCAUACACCAGGGCGGAAAGUUGUGUCUAGAGAAGAAGCAAUAAUGAAAAUAAAAGCAGCUGUUGAUGCUCGUAAAGAAAGUGGUUCAGACAUAGUGAUAGUGGCACGAACUGAUUCCCGUCAAGCUGUGUCCUUAGAAGAGUCGCUUUGGAGGACACGUGCUCUUGCUGAUGCUGGAGCUGAUGUUUUAUUUAUUGAUGCUCUUGCUUCAAAAGAAGAGAUGAAAGCCUUCUGUGAAGUGUCUCCCUUGGUUCCAAAAAUGGCCAGUAUGCUUGAAGGGGGCGGAAAGACCCCAAUACUAAGUCCUCUUGAGCUGGCUGAUGUUGGAUACAAAGUUGUGGCAUAUCCUUUGUCCUUGAUUGGCGUUUCCAUCCGUGCAAUGCAGGAUGCUUUGUUGGCUAUUAAAGGAGGUCGCAUACCCUCUCCUGGAAGCAUGCCUUCUUUUGAAGAAAUUAAGGAAAUCUUGGGUUUUAAUGUCUAUUAUGAAGAAGAGAUGCGGUAUAGUACCAAGAUCAGCCAAUCUCGUUUAGAAAGAGGUUAUUCCUCCACAAGCAACUCUCCAAAUAGCAUAACAAACAGUACUCAAAAGGAUCUGGGAAUGAGAAAUCAGAGUGCACAAGAUCCGGUGGUGGAAGUAGUGACCCCUGAGAUAUAUCGUAACUAUUCUACAGAUGGUUCAAGAGGUCCUUACUCGGGCAUUUGGUCACGAAAACUAAGAGUCAGAAUAACUGGAAGAGAUGGAUUUGAAAGACUUGAUGUCCGCUUACCUGCUGGUUUUCUUGAAGGAAUAACAAAUAUAGUUCCAGCAUUGGGGGGCAUAAACAUCAAAGAGUUGUUGGACGAUGCGGCCCUAGAAGAGGGAGGCAAGCAGUUACUUGAUUUUAACGAUACCAUGGGUGACAGGAUUCAAGUGUUUCUAGAGUAGUGGUAAAAAAACAGAGGAUGAGUUGAUGAUGUUGGUUGGGCAGAGGGGUGAAGCUGUAUUGUAGGACAAAGCUGAUACCUUGGGAGAGGCAAGGGAACAUCAGCUGGAGUGCAAGAAUUAGAAUACAAGUAUCUGAUGCCCUGGAAUAACGCAAGUGUCGCAACCUUAUCCUGGAAGUAAGUAGCAUAUGUUAUGGAGUGGGAGGGACUUUACAUGCAUGUUUUAUGUUUCUACAAGGUCACAGGAUUGAAUGAUCUUAAAAUUCUGAGGAAUGCAGAUCCUGACAGCUAUGCCCUGUGUCCAAUUCUAUAUUCUAUAAUCUCAGGGAUGCAGUUCUUUUUUACA